Pelagomonas calceolata is the source of this 970-nucleotide messenger RNA. The record is from the annotation of a GenBank genome assembly. NCBI's taxonomy places the organism in Eukaryota, Pelagophyceae, Pelagomonadales, Pelagomonadaceae.
CACGCGUCGCCGGCGCUUUGUUGGCGAUCUCUUGGAGCUCUUUGUGGUUGUUUGCAGCGCCUGAGAGUGCGGAAACGCCUCGGUCAGCCGCCCGCGCGCGCUGCGCAGCUGCAACAAAACAGGUUUUGUGGCUAGCUGAGCGACAGCCAAAAGAGAGCUUAAAAGGACUGAAAGCAAGAUAUUGAUCGCCUCGCAGUCGCAUCUGUGCAAAACCAGCCGACGAGGGCUCCAGCGCGGCUGCAGCGAGCACUCUGCCAGCUGCAGCAUGGCUGCAGCAUCAUCAACAGCAGGGCCAGACGCCUCCGAGGGCGAAACGGAGCGCCAGUGGGAAGCAUUCGCCCCGCACCUCCCCCACGCCUUCGCCGACGGCGACCGCGUCUUUGUGAUGAAGUCGCGCGGCGGCCAGCGCGGGAGCCGCCCGUUCGCCGCAGCCUACAUCGUGGGCGAGGCAACCGAGGACGGCCGGCGCACGGUCGUGUACAAGGAUGGAAGCACCUACGCGGCCCGGCCGGCGUUAUUGGUACCCAUCCGCGGCGGUGGGCCUCUGACGCUGUUCACGGCGACGACGCGAGCGUAUCGCCUCGCGGCCGCGACGCAGGACGUCGGAACCAAGACAUUGGAGGUAGGCUGCGACCAAGGAGAAGCAACGCGCCGACUCGUUGCCCGCGGCUGCGCCGUGCUAGCCGUCGACAAGGCCGCCGACCGCAUGCGGACGGCCAGAGACGCAGCGCCGGGCGCGACCUUUCUGGUGUGCGACGUGCUGUGCGAGCCCGAUCGCGUGGAGGGCAAAUAUUCAUCUGUCUUCGUCGACAUCAACGGCUCGCGCGCCUACGACACGGUCCUGAAGUGCGUGCGCUGGGCGGAACGGCGGUGGCCCGCCGCCCUGGUCGUCGUCAAGUCGUCGGAGGCGAUGCGGAUGCACUUUCCCGGGGCGAUCGAGGUCUCGGCGCCGGCGCGGCAGCGGGCGUAG